CUCAAAACCGCGCUUUUUCUUUAAUAGUUGAAAUGCAAAGGCGUAUUAAUUAGAAUAUGUAAGAAUGAGUAGUGUAGAAUAUUUAGUUUAGUGCACAUUGUUCUACACUAUAUGGUAAAAAGAUUAAUCUGCUCUCUGUUUUGUAUGAGAAGUGUGUGUAGUUAUAAUCUGGAACCUGCAGUAUAGAGUGUUGAAUUGUGAUAUGGGGAAAGGUCGUAAACCCAUUGUUCUGUGUAAAGGACAAGCAAAAAUAUCAAGUUUCUUUGUCAAGAAAAAUGAACUGCAAAAUCGACAGAUACUGCCUGUUUUGUCAGAUAAAAAUAAUGCAAGCGUAACUCCUGGGGUUCAGAAAUCCCCAUAUUUUAAGAAGGAUACAGUUAAGUCUCCUGUGAAAGAGUUGCCACAAGAAGUUAUACUUUCUGAAGAUGAAUUAUUAGCAUCACCAAAGAAGGAAGUAAAGGUCAUGGAUGAAAACUGUGAUUUAAUUUUCGUCUCAUCAAAGUCAACCUCUACUGCUAAAAGGAAAUUGUACAGUGAAGAGGGCAUUCCAGAUAUCAUCCCAACGACACCCACUGCUAAGACCAGAAAGUUUAGCCUCUCAUGCAGACGCACAAAACAUUCAAAGAGAGACAGAUGUUCCUCAGGCAAAGAAAGAAAGCAGGAUUUUUCCCACAUUGAUUCACUGGAUAAAGCUUUUAACACUGAUGGAACAGAAAACAGAGUUCUUUCAGUUAAUAAUUCUGAACUCCUGAACACUUCUCCAUGCAAAAAGGAAAGACUUAAUGGAGUUGAAAGUGUUCAUACACCAGAAAGUAAAGGUUCAAAAGAUACAAUUGUGAAUGUAGUUGGACAGGCAUGUACUGAAAAAUAUGAUUAUAAUAAUACAAGCACCAUAAAAAAUGACACAGAUGAUUGUACAAAUGCACAGGACUGUACAAAAUUUGGUAACUCCUUAGAAGGUGUUAAAAGUCAUUACAGAGUUACUAGUCUAGACCUUGAGUCUGAUAACUUUUGCAGCACUGAGAAAAAUGUGAAGGUUGUCAGUUCUGCAGGUUGUGGUGCAGAAGUUAGCAGCUUUGAGCGGCUGAUAGACACAAACUGUAACAUGCACGUUGGAAGAUAUGGAGUCCAUGAAAAUAUUAUGUCACCCAUCCUAGGAACCACGACUGUAAUUUCGAGUGGUGUUACUGUCAUACCAGAAACAUUUUUGGAAAACUCUAUUUUGCAUAAUCCUGUCACAUCAAAGAACAAAGUUUCUUAUCGUAGUGUUCCAAAAGAUGACAUUAAACAGCCCAAAGAUGCAGUUUAUACGUGCAGUAUUUCAGAAAUAAGUAAAUGUGAGACCAAACCGUGUACAGAUGGAACUGAAGACUCAGUCAGGUCCAACAAAACUGCAUCUUCGGAUAUAUUGGAAUUAAAUUAUGACUGUAGUUCUGUUGGCUCAAGUAAUAAAAUUUUUGGUAAUGACACUCUAAGCAGUAGGAAUGCAACUGCAGAAAGUGAAGCUGAGGAUACAUGUACGGCACUAUCUGAAACAAAUGUGUGCAGACAGCCUAUUUCCAAAUCAGAUACAGUAAACUUGGAAGCUGUAUGUUCAGAGCACAGUGUUCAGAAGGGUGAUCAGCAAGCAGAUGUGUUUUGCAGCAGACUACAGACAGCUGCAGUUAAGCAGCUGAAGUCUCACUCUAAAGCUGAUAGCUCAGAUGAUAUAGUUCACGAGGAUUAUACAGCAUGGCUGUCUUCGGACAACUGGGACUUCUCAAUGAUUGAAGAAAAGGCAACAGGAAAUGCAGUUUUGGAGAACAAAGAGGAACUAAGCCUGGACACUUUCCAAAGAUGUGAGAUCAUAGAGCUAAGGAGUAAAAAGAAAUGGGAGAAAAUAGUUAAGCUGCGUUCCACACACAGUAAAGCCAUGACAUCGUGUCUGCUUCAGGAUUCCUGGGCAGACAGUGAGUUGGAAGUUGGUGACAUCAUAAGCGUCAGGGCAAGCCGUUGUGAGACAUCGUGUUGUCCUGCAUCAUGGUUUAUCAGCAAUUCUGUAGGUCUUCUUGUGCUGCACCCUGAUAUGUUGAUCUCCAGCACAGCUGUUGUCGGAUCAGUCUUCUGUUUGCGCAAGGGUGUCCUGUCAGAGUGGUUUAGAGGCAUUGAUUGUGAUUCCCGUAUCAUGAUCAUUGGUAGCCUGGUGCAUGAAUUGCUCCAAGAGGUGCUGGAACGCAAUAUCAGAACAUUGUCAGCUAUUAGGGAUGUGACUCAAGAACUGCUGAAUAGAUCAGCUUGUAUUCAGAUGUUGUACUCAGCGAACAUGUCCAAGGAAGAGACAAUGAAGGAGCUAGAAAACUUUGUCCCACAUAUAGCCAACUUUGUGGACAUGUAUGUUCAAGAUUUGGGCCAUGAGAUGGCACCACAACCCUGGAAUGAGAGCAAUAAUGUUGAGAAGUUCAGUGGGACCAUCUGUGCCAUUCAUGACAUAGAAGAAAAUAUUUGGGCACCAGAGCUUGGAAUGAAGGGAAAGGUGGAUGUCACAGUGGAAGUUAAAAUAAAUAGACACAAAAAGGAUUUAACUAAGAUUAUGCCAUUAGAAGUGAAAACUGGGCGUCCAUGUUUUUCAGCUGAACAUAAAGGUCAGGUUACACUGUAUGCAAUGAUGAUGUCACAGCUAGGCAGAGAGGUGGAUUCUGGGAUGUUGUUGUACCUGAGGGAUGGAAUAAUGCAAGAGGUGAAAGCUGGUAAUAAUGAGUGGAGGGAUUUGGUACUACUUCGCAACCAACUUGCCUAUUUCAUCACGAGAUUACCUACUGUGGUGGACAGUGGCACUGGAUUCAAACCCCCACACUUGCCAGAACCAAUAAAUCAUCACAGUGCUUGCAGCAAAUGUCCAUAUCUAACAAUAUGCACUUCAUUCCUUGGGCGUGACGGGUUGUCCAACCUCUCUACAAGUAAUCCACUGGCAGAACUUGCUAGCGCUGCAACUUCCCAUCUGUCUGCAUCACAUGUUGACUACUUGGUUCACUGGACAGGACUGUUACUUCUUGAAGAAUCACAGACUUCUGGCCCCAUCUGUCAGAAGGAUGUGUGGUGCAUGAAUCCACAGCAGAGGGAAAAGCGUGGUAAGAGCCUUUGUUCAAUGGUUGUCACUGGCAGGGUGAUGAUGAGUGGUGAUUCCUGUGUUCACACCUUUCAGAAGGAUUGUAUCUCGUUCCAAGAUCUCCGUACAUCUGGAUUGACAGUGGGGGAUUAUGUCACUGUGAGUACCGAUGCCCAGUUGGCCGUGGCCACAGGCACGGUCUGUGGCAUCACUCACAGCACCCUCACACUGUCACUCAACAGGGAUUUAAGAAAACGUAGUUCCAGUUCAUGUUUUCACAUUGAUAUAUACACAUUGCAGAAUGGCAAGGGAUUCAACCUUACAAAUCUUGGCUGUUUGAUGAAUAACACAGAUGUGGCAGCUAAACUUCGCAAACUCAUUGUUGACAGAGAACGACCCACAUUUGUGGAAAGACUUCGAUCUAGCAUCUUGCGUCCAGGUCGUCCAAUCUUGGAGCCCUUGAACAUGUGUCAGCGUCGGGCUGUACUGAAGGCUCUUUCUGCAAAUGACUACUUUCUAAUCAAGGGCAUGCCUGGUACAGGUAAGACUGCCACUAUAGUGUCAUUGGUAGAGUUGCUGGUGAAAUUGGGACAGUCUGUAUUGGUGACAAGUCAUACCCACACAGCUGUAGACAACGUCCUGCUGAAACUUGCAGCCAGGAAUGUGGACCUGCUUAGACUUGGUUCAUCUAGUCGUAUCCACCCACAGCUCCAAGUGAAGAGCGAAGGGGACCUCAUUUCAAAUUGUGUUUCACCAACUCAAAUGGAGGCCUUAUACAACAGCAAGCCUGUGGUUGGCACCACUUGCUUGGGAGCAGGUCACCCUCUGUUUGCUCGGCGAACUUUUGAUGUCUGCAUAGUAGAUGAAAGCACUCAAGUACUGCAAAUCUCAGUGCUGCGUCCACUCUUCAGUGCCAAGAAAUUUAUACUCAUCGGGGACCCUGAUCAGCUGCCUCCCCUUGUAAGAAGCAAAACUGCAAGAGAUAUGGGCAUGUCUGAGAGUCUGUUUGCAAGACUCGAUUCUCCUGAUGCAACAGUAUGCCUUGAUGUUCAGUAUCGUAUGAAUCAAGCCAUCACAGAUGUUGCCAAUGGCAUCGCAUAUAACGGUCAGUUGAAGUGUGGCAAUGAGCAGGUGUCCAAUGCAACAUUACAGCUGCCAGCCCUCCAUAUGGUUACAGAAGAAUUGGAGUCGGAGACCUGGCUCCGUCCUUUGUUAUCAGAUGCCAUGAACCACUCAGUUCUGGUCAUCGAUACUGGUCCCAUUCCAAAGAAACUGACAGAUGACAGCACCUCAGCAUCUGUGAGUCUCGAUCAUGGCCUAGCGAGUGGAAGUAACGAAAAAAGUCUGAAAAGUGGCAUAAAAAGUAAUGAUGUACUGACUUGUGAUGAACUCAGCAAAGUGAUUAAAGAAAUUAAUGAUGAGGAAAGGGCAUGCACGAACCUAUAUGAGGCAGCUAUUGUUCAGCAUAUUGUAGCAGUAAUGAUGAAGGGUGGUGCAGAAGGCAGCAGUAUAGGUGUGAUUGCACCAUUUCGUGCCCAGGUAGCACUGCUGCGGAAGCUGGUUGCCUGUAGCACUGAUAAAGAUGUGGAAGUGAACACAGUUGAUCAAUAUCAGGGCCGAGACAAGGAUAUUAUUAUCUUCUCUUGUACAAAGACUGAUUAUGCACCCAAGAAAUCAUUGCCUGCCAAAAAUAAGGAAAAUGAAAUACUUGGAGAUAAAAGAAGACUGACAGUGGCAAUUACACGAGCAAAACAUAAAUUGCUUAUUAUCGGAGAUGUAAAAACAUUACACAGAUAUCAACCUUUCCGACGUCUUUUUGACUGUCUGCCAUCAGAGCAAAUGGUUGUUCUUUCAGAUGACAGCACUAAUUUUGAAUGGAAUCGAUUAAUGAUGAACAUGAGAAAGUCCACUGAUGGAAUAUGCCUAUUAUGAAUGCAUUUUUAAGUAGCAUGUCACUUAUUUUGUAAUUAUUGUAUUUUGUUAUACAUUCCAGUUUUGAUAACCACACAGAAGACUGGAACGUUAAUUUUUUGCAGAUGUGAACUUGAUAACCCAAUCUUUUACAUACACAGCAUAAUUUGUUUUCAGUAUAGAACAUUGCCUGUUUUUGUAAUAUACACUAUGUGAUGUACAAUAUGAUUUCCAAGCUUGAAAAUUGUAUUU
Molecule: messenger RNA, 5248 nt
Organism: Cryptotermes secundus
Lineage: Eukaryota; Metazoa; Arthropoda; Insecta; Blattodea; Kalotermitidae
Gene: Dna2
Product: DNA replication ATP-dependent helicase/nuclease DNA2
Exons: 17
Coding region: 203-5017 (1604 amino acids)
Biological process (GO): replication fork reversal
Cellular component (GO): cytoplasm
Molecular function (GO): 5'-flap endonuclease activity; single-stranded DNA helicase activity
Source: RefSeq, a predicted model, not a curated record